This is a messenger RNA of Seriola dumerili (greater amberjack), 1699 nucleotides long. RefSeq names its product splicing regulatory glutamic acid and lysine rich protein 1 (gene srek1). Gene Ontology annotation, molecular function: RNA binding. Gene Ontology annotation, cellular component: nucleoplasm. The transcript is spliced from 10 exons. The record is from RefSeq and is a predicted model, not a curated record. Lineage: Eukaryota; Metazoa; Chordata; Actinopteri; Carangiformes; Carangidae. Bases 401 to 1576 code for a protein of 391 amino acids.
UCUGAACCUGGAAAUUCGUGACACAUGCAUUAAUGUUUUGCGUCGUUAUUUGUUUAGCACUAGGAAACUUGUCGCAUUGCAUAAAUGGUCAUUCAUGCUCAGUGCCUCCAGCUAUAAUGAACUGAAUUUGUAGUUAUUUUGUCUCUUUUUAGUUGUACUUUACCCUUCUCCUUCAGCAGAUUUUAACCCACAGUGGAAUGAGCACAGUUCCUAAUUUGGUUGUUUUUUAUAGCUAAGUCUUGGCUAACAUUUCCUACAGUUCUUAAAAUUGUUGUUCUUUUCUGUAUCUGAUGUUCUGUGUGCUAUUAGUGAUGCAGCCAUUGGGGUUGUCUUGUGUUGCACACCUUUCCAACACUGCGAAACGAUCGCCCCACGGAAAAGCGCCCAUGCUUGAUAUCGUAUGGUUCAUGACCAAUAUGUUUCCAGUACAGGGAAAAUCCCAGAGGAGGCCAAGGCCUUGUCACUUUUGGCACCUGCCACUCCAGUACCCAGUCUGAUUCCUGGCGGGGGACUGCUACCAAUCCCUACUCCAGCUCCGCUUCAGAAUCUCAACCUUCCAGUAGUGAAUCGGAUGCCGGCCAGUCUUGACCCCACAGCGUCAGUGCAGUCCCAGCCCCCCCUCAUGGGGAAUGUGGAUCCCUCAAAAAUCGAUGAAAUCAGGAGGACGGUCUAUGUUGGCAACUUAAACUCACAGACCACCACAGCAGAGCAGCUGCUGGAGUUCUUCAAGCAGGUGGGAGAUGUGAAGUUUGUGCGAAUGGCCGGAGAUGAGACGCAGCCGACACGCUUCGCCUUCGUAGAGUUUGUUGAGCAGGACUCCGUCGCCAGAGCCCUGACCUUCAAUGGAGUCAUGUUCGGGGACAGACCUCUGAAGGUGAAUCAUUCCAAUAACGCCAUAGUGAAACCACCAGAGCUGACGCCACAGGCUGCUGCUAAGGAGCUAGAAAGUGUGAUGAAGAGGGUGAGGGAGGCCCAGUCCACCAUCGCUGCCGCCAUAGAACCAGCGGACACAAAGACGCGAUCGUCCAGCCGGUCCAGAAGGUCCCGCAGGUCCCGCUCACGCUCACACUCCCGUUCACACUCGAGAACGCGCAGGAAAAGAUCCCGUUCGAAACACAGACCGUCGCAGAGGUCGUGGCCUGGGAAUGACUCCCGCAGCUCCCGAAGCAGCCACAGGAGGCGCUCUCGCUCCAAAGACAGGAAACACAGUCGAAGUCGCUCUAGGGGCCACCGGAGGAGGAGUAAGGAUCGAUCCAGGAGCCCUCGGAGGAAAGCAAGAUCACCCUCACUGAAGAGGGGUAAGAAAGACAAGAGGAGGGAGCGCAGCAGGGAAAGAAAGGACCGCUCCACAUCCAGGAAGAGGAGCCGCAAAGACGAGGACAGGAUAAAGAGCAAGGCCAAGCCAGUGAAGGUGGGAAGGGACUAUGACAGAGAAAAGGACGACUAUGAAAGUGACAGAGAGGACUCGGCAACACCCAGCGAGGACAUGACACUAUCACCCUGCGUCCAGCACAACGGCAGCUACGUGACUCACAGCAAGGAGGAUGCCGCUGUGGGUGCAGACAGCACCAAGUGACUGCUACGAGAUUAUAGAAACUAAAUCCUGAUCUAUCAAACGAUCUCAACACCCAUUGCGUGCGUAUAAAUUCAUAAACACAGGAAAACCACUUACAGCAGUGUGUUUUUCCCCAUCAUCAUC